GCUGUUGGGUGUCUUCGCCUCGGCUUUCUUCUUUUUCACUUCGUUUUUAAUCAUUCCUUCUCCAGUCAGGGCCAGUUCGUUCUUUUUGGCUGCUGACCGGUUGCUGGACUCUUCAAUCCGGCGUUUAAACGUGUCGCGUGUAGAGUCUUUUUGCAUCAUUAGGACUGAUUGCCCCUCGAUUUGACAAUGGCGGCGACUCUCCUUGACAAGCUGCCGGUCCCAACCGUCGACCGGCCGUUCGGCAUCGAACUUUGGCCCAUUUUCAACAAGGCCUUCGAGUAUGUUGUCGGCUAUCCGGCCGACGACUUCAGGUUCCGGCCCGGUGUAACCCCCAUGUCAACUCUAAAGGAAACGAGCAUUUUCAUCGUCAUAUACUACGCAGUAAUCUUUGGCGGUAGAGAACUUAUGCGCAACCGGGAGCCCUUCAAGUUGCGCAGUCUGUUCUUAAUCCACAACUUCUACCUUACCGCCAUCAGCGCAAUUCUGCUCGCACUCUUCAUCGAGCAGGUCUUCCCCACCGUCGUCCGCCAUGGCAUCUUCUAUGCCAUCUGCGACUCCGAUGGUGGUUGGACCCAGCCCAUGGUCGUCCUCUACUACUUGAACUACCUGACCAAGUACCUCGAGUUGCUGGAUACAUGCUUCCUCUUCCUCAAGAAGAAGCCCCUGACGUUUCUACACUGCUAUCACCACGGCGCUACUGCUCUGCUCUGCUACACGCAGCUCAUCGGCUCGACAGCGGUAUCAUGGGUCGUCAUCACACUAAACCUGACUGUCCAUGUCGUCAUGUACUGGUACUACUUCCAGAGCGCCCGUGGCAUCCGCAUCUGGUGGAAGGAGUGGAUCACACGUCUCCAAAUCAUCCAAUUCAUCAUCGAUCUGGGCUUCGUCUACUUUGCCUCUUACACCUACUUCACGUCGACCUACUGGCCGUGGAUGCCCAACGUUGGAACAUGUGCGGGCGAGGAGUUUGCAGCGUUCUCGGGGAUCGCCAUCCUUAGCUCGUACCUUGUUCUCUUCAUCUCGUUCUACCUGGCCACGUACAAGAAGGACGGCAAGCGGCCUAGUGGGCGCAAGGCGGUGCGGAGAAUGAGCCAGGCCCCGUUGCCUGAUCCGAACCAACUUCUCCACGGCAAGGUCGUGGACGGCAACGCGAACGGCACCAACGGCGACGCCAAGGCAUCCGGCGUCAAGACGAACGGUAUUGCCACUCGCUCCCGGAGAGCCUAACUCAGCGCGCAGCGAAACCGACCCCAAGGUGAUCCCCCCGGACGGUUCACUUGAAAGUCACGGGCAUGUUCUAUUUAAGUAAAAACUUUACAGCGUUAGAUCCAUUCUAAUAAGUGUCAACGUUUUCCACCGUC
Messenger RNA from Canariomyces notabilis, 1361 nucleotides. RefSeq names its product fatty acid elongase. Gene Ontology annotation, molecular function: fatty acid elongase activity. Gene Ontology annotation, cellular component: endoplasmic reticulum membrane. Bases 187 to 1227 code for a protein of 346 amino acids. NCBI's taxonomy places the organism in Eukaryota, Fungi, Ascomycota, Sordariomycetes, Sordariales, Chaetomiaceae. The record is from RefSeq and is a predicted model, not a curated record. Gene Ontology annotation, biological process: sphingolipid biosynthetic process; fatty acid elongation, polyunsaturated fatty acid; fatty acid elongation, saturated fatty acid. The transcript has 4 exons.